This is a messenger RNA of Myotis brandtii (Brandt's bat), 1484 nucleotides long. RefSeq names its product N-terminal EF-hand calcium binding protein 2 (gene NECAB2). Bases 16 to 1404 code for a protein of 462 amino acids. Gene Ontology annotation, cellular component: cytoplasm. The record is from RefSeq and is a predicted model, not a curated record. NCBI's taxonomy places the organism in Eukaryota, Metazoa, Chordata, Mammalia, Chiroptera, Vespertilionidae. The transcript is spliced from 12 exons. Gene Ontology annotation, biological process: regulation of amyloid precursor protein biosynthetic process. Gene Ontology annotation, molecular function: calcium ion binding.
AGCCUCGGGUGGAUAAUGGAUGCCGCCCCAUUGCUUGCAGGGGCCUCUGUCCUUUAUCCCAGGGAAGCACCAGAGAUUUUCCGCCGCGCGGACAAAAAUGACGAUGGGAAGCUGUCCUUGGAGGAGUUCCAGCUCUUCUUUGCAGAUGGCGUCCUCAACGAGACGGAGCUGGAGGGUCUCUUCCACACCAUCGACUCCGACAACACCAACCACGUGGACACCAAGGAGCUGUGUGAUUACUUUGUGGACCACAUGGGGGACUAUGAGGACGUCUUGGCCUCCCUGGAGACCUUGAACCAUUCUGUCCUGAAGGCCAUGGGCUACACCAAGAAGGUGUAUGAGGGAGGAAGCAACGUGGACCAGUUUGUGACCCGCUUCCUCCUGAAGGAGACGGCCAGUCAGAUCCAGUCGCUGCUGAGCUCCGUGGAGAGUGCGGUGGAGGCCAUUGAAGAGCAGACCAGCCAGAUCCGCCAGAACCACGGCAAGCCCGGCCCUGGCGUGGUGCAGACCUGGUAUGGAAGCCCCAGUGCCCCCUGCGGCACCGGCCACAAGCUCAUGCCCACAGAACGAGAGAGGAGCGUGCCUUCUGUCACCUCGGACCCCAAGGAGGAGGGCCUGGAAGCCCAGAUCAGCCGUUUGGCAGAGCUGAUAGGACGGCUGGAGAGCAAGACCCUCUGGUUUGACCUGCAGCAGCGCCUCUCAGAUGAAGACGGCACUAACAUGCAUCUGCAGCUGGUCCGGCAGGAGAUGGCCGUGUGUCCUGAGCAGCUCAGCGAGUUCCUGGACUCGCUGCGACAGUACCUGCGGGGCACCGCUGGGGCCAGGAGCUGCUUCCACCUGCUGUGUUUUCCUGCCCAUCCAGAGACACCCCACCCCACCCCCAAAACCCAAUCAGUGCCUCAUUCUGCUGCAGCUACAGACUUAGACGCACCAAGCUGCUCCGAUGACCUUCAUCUGUCGCAAAGCAUCGCCGCUGGGAGGCUGUCGGACGGCUUCACCUUUGUGGUCUAUGAGUUCUGGGAGACAGAGGAGGAGUGGAAGAGCUGCCUGGUGCACGGUGGGCCGAGACUGACCUGCUCCCCAACGCCCUGCGGACGAGCCUGGCACCCUCCCUCUCUUCUUAUAAAGGUCGCCCCCUCUUUUCUAGAAACUUUGGUAUAUGAGCGGUCUUUUCCAUAUACUUCCAAACAAGAAUGUAUUUUCCCACUGUUCGAAGUGAAGGCGAACCCCCUCCCCCCGCAUCCUCACAUCCCCCACCGCACCGGCCUUCUCUGGCCUCACUCCUCGCAGGCCACCCCUCUCCCUCCGUCUCUUCCACUCCUGGUCUACAUUCCUCUACCUGGUAGGAGUCAACACCCUGUAGUGCCCAACCUAGGCCUGUGCCAAGUCUGCACACGGCAGUAGAGCCCACGUAGCCAGUGCCAUACUAGGCAAACAGCCGCCGCUGGGAUAAGCACAAAAUAAACUCCCGUUGGGAACCGUCA